AUGUUGACGGUAGCGUUGGAGUACAGGAAGGUCGUCGAUUCGAUGUGCGCGGACAGAGAUCUUGGACUGCGGAAGUACGAGUUAGGUGCGCGCGAGUGGACGAUAGCUCGCCAGCUCACCGACGUCCUGAAGGUGUUCAAGGAUGCUACAUACUUCUUCUCGCGCGGCACUCCCAACUUGGCGACAGUGAUCCCGGCCAUGGAUCUCAUCGACCAGCAGCUCGCCACGAAGCACCUCCAGACCGCCAAAUACGACUUCGCGAUCCGUACGGCCAUGGGCUUGGCCAAGAAGACCUUGAACAAGUACUACGAGCUCACGGACGCCUCAAAGGCGUACAGGAUCGCCAUGGUGCUUCAUCCGAGCUACAAGAAGGCCUACUUCGAGAAGGCCGGGUGG
Molecule: messenger RNA, 396 nt
Organism: Trametes versicolor FP-101664 SS1
Lineage: Eukaryota; Fungi; Basidiomycota; Agaricomycetes; Polyporales; Polyporaceae
Exons: 3
Source: RefSeq, a predicted model, not a curated record